UUUGUCGCCCAGCUGCUGGGGCUCCUGAUCAGUGUGGUCAGCUCCAUCUUCUGUGGCCACCUGGGCAAAGCUGAGCUGGAUGCUGUGACGCUGGCCGUGUCGGUUAUCAAUGUAACAGGCAUCUCCAUUGGCUCUGGUUUAGCCUCAGCAUGUGACACGCUGAUGUCCCAGACAUAUGGUGGCAAGAACCUGAAGCAGGUGGGCACCAUCCUGCAGCGGGGGAUCCUCAUCCUGCUGCUGUGCUGCUUCCCUUGCUGGGCGCUCUUCAUCAACACCGAGCAGAUCCUCCUGCUCAUCCGACAGGACCCCGAGGUCUCCAGGUUAACUCAGGUCUAUGUGAUGAUCUUUAUUCCAGCACUUCCUGCGGCCUUUCUCUACCAGCUGCAGACAAGAUAUUUGCUAAGUCAGGCAAUCAUUUUGCCUCAAGUGUUGACAGGGAUUGCAGCCAACAUCCUCAACGUGGCCAUGAACGCCUUCUUCCUGUAUGCACUGAAGCUGGGCAUGGUGGGCUCUGCCUGGGCUAACACCAUUUCUCAGUACACCCAGGCCAUUCUCCUCUUCCUUUAUGUGUGGUGGAAGAAGAUCCAUGUGGAGACCUGGGGAGGUUGGACCAGGGACUGCCUCCUGGACUGGGGCUCCUUUAUCCAUCUGGCAGUGCCUGGCAUGCUCAUGAUGUGUAUUGAAUGGUGGACCUUUGAGAUUGGGAGCUUCCUGGCAGGGCUGCUCAGCGUGGUGGAGCUGGGUGCUCAGUCUGUCAUCUAUGAGAUCUCCAGUGUAGCAUACAUGGUGCCUGCGGGCUUCAGCGUGGCAGCAGGUGUCAGAGUGGGCAAUGCCUUGGGGUCGGGGGAUGCCCUGCAAGCCAAGACCUCCUGCAUCACUGCCCUGCUGUGCACAGGAGUUUUUGCUGUGGUGGUUACAAUAUUACUAGGAACCCUAAAGGACGUGGUGGGAUACAUCUUCACCAACGACAAGGAGAUCAUUGUCUUGGUGUCCAAAGUGAUGAUCAUCUUUGCCCCUUUCCACUUGUUUGAUGCAACAGCAGCGACCUGUGGCGGGGUGCUGCGGGGCACGGGGAAGCAGAAGAUGGGUGCUGUGGCUAAUGCCAUUGGCUACUACGCCCUCGGCCUGCCCAUUGGCCUCUCGCUGAUGUUUGCAGCUCGGAUGGGGGUGUUGGGUCUGUGGGUGGGGAUGAUCGUUUGUGUCUCCUUGCAAGCCCUUUCCUUCUUGGCUUUUGUCCUGCGCAUGGACUGGAAGAAAGCUGCAGGAGAGGCUCAAGUCCGCGCUGGACUGAAAAAACAAGUGGAAGAUGUGAACUCCAAUGGCACGGCCACUACCAAAACAUCUGCUGUGGAUUACGUCUCCGUGGACACAGACACCGUGGACACUGUGGUCCUGCCCGAGAGCAUCGCCGCAGGCGAGAAGCCCCCUGAGCAGCAGCUCAUGUCCCAGGAGGAGCUCUCUGUGCUGGCUGCUGCUCCUGCUGGGCUGGGGAGGGCUCUGAUCGCCCGCCGUGUGCUGGCUGCUGCCAUGGCCGUGGCUGUGCUGCUGGUGGGCGUCCUGGUCCGGCUCCUCACCGGCAACGGCUAG
Messenger RNA from Merops nubicus (carmine bee-eater), 1587 nucleotides. RefSeq names its product multidrug and toxin extrusion protein 2-like. Gene Ontology annotation, biological process: xenobiotic detoxification by transmembrane export across the plasma membrane. Lineage: Eukaryota; Metazoa; Chordata; Aves; Coraciiformes; Meropidae. Gene Ontology annotation, cellular component: membrane. The record is from RefSeq and is a predicted model, not a curated record. Gene Ontology annotation, molecular function: xenobiotic transmembrane transporter activity; antiporter activity. The transcript has 16 exons. The annotation marks the transcript as partial.